GGACCGGGGCCGGGGGAGGGCAGAGCCCGCCCGCCCCGCUGGGAUUGAGCCGGGAGCCGCGCUGGGGACGGCACCGAAGCACGAUGCGGGCACCGCUGCUGCUGCCGCUGCUGCUGCUCGGUGUCAGCUCUCAGGAUGAUGCAAAUCCACCUCCUCCAAGCACAGGAGCAACUGGGCCAAUCCUCACAACUACAGGCACCACGAAGAUGCAAGAGACCACCCCUGCCAGCAAAUCAGGAAGCUCACCACACACCCCUACGCCAUCACCCACCCCAGCUCAAGAGCCCACCCCUACAAGCAAGCCAGGAAACCCAACACACGCCUCUGUGAUAUCACCCACCACAGUUUCAGCGACCACCCCUGUAAGCAACCCAGGAAACCUAUCACCCACCCUUGCGAUGUCUCCCCCUUCACUUCAAGGGGCCACCCCAACAAACAACUUGGUAAACCCAGCACUCUUUUCUACAACAUCACUUCAAGCAUCUCAGCAGGUCAGUUCUUCAACCAGCUCCACAGCCUCAACAGCCGCCCCUGCUGCCACCUCCAGUAUCACACAGCAGAUCAGCCCUGCAGCCAGCUUGGGGAGCUCAGCACCCACCACUGCUGCAAGUCCUGUCCUCACACACAUGAGCAGCUCUGUAGCCUCUACAGGGAGUAUAGGAAGUGCUGUCGCAUCCUCUCCCAGUGUGAAAGAUCAGGGAAGCCAGCUUUCGGUCCAGGUGACCACCAUCACUGUGAGCACCAGGGUCCCAGGGAGCAUCCCUUCCCCUGGGCUCAAGGACUACGGUGUCCCUUCCUCCACAUCUCUUACCAAACAGCCUCACUCUUCUGCCAGUUCUCCAGGCCAGGGACUGGCCUUUUCCACCAGUCCUGGAAGCAUCAGCAUUUCUGUUCCCCCUUUUGGUGCAUCCACGUCCCCCACCACUAGUAAAGCAUCUCUGACUUCACCAUCCGGCAGCAUCGACAAGGUCUCGGAGGCAGCCACCACGCCGACUCCUGCAGCAGACCAGAGAAGUCAUCCAUCAACCAAGCCUGCAAGUGCUGACCAGAGCCCUGCCAGUGCACAGCCAUCAUCCCCGUCCCUGGGGGACCAGACAGCGAGCUGCAGUCCUGGCCACCAGCACCCUAACAUUUCAUUCCAAAAUGAGGUCAUCUGUAAAGACCAAGUGCAAAAUACUUGGCCCACCAUGUACCUGAAAGAAGCUAAAACCUGUGAGGAGUGGAGAGCCGCCAGCACCAACGUGUCCUUCUUUGAGAGCUUCUGCUCCACAGCCCAGCACAUGUUCAAUGCCAGCAGGGAGACGUGCACGGUGACACUGAGCGCCCGUGAGCCCCGCUCCCAGGACUGGGUUGUGCACGCAGUCAUACACAUCCCUUUGGACCCUGAAAAAGUCCUCGAGGAGCUGAAGGAGAAGAAGGACAAGUUAGAGGAGCUCGGCAUCGCCAACAUCACCUAUGACAGAAUGGAGAGGGAGAUGGUCAUCACCGAUGAGUUUAGCACGCCCCUGAUCAUCACCAUCGUCACCCUGGCUGGCUCCCUGUUGCUGAUCGCUGCCAUCUACGGCUGCUGCCACCAGCGCUUCUCCCAAAAGAAGGACCAGCACAUCCACCCUGAUCUCCCCGGGUUUGAUGAUGGACAUGUGGCCCUGAUCUUUAAUCAGCGCCUGACCGAGGAGCUGCAGACCAUGGAGAACGGGUACCACGACAACCCCACGCUGGAGGUGAUGGAGACCUCCUCCGAGAUGCAGGAGAAGAAGGUGAACCUCAACGGGGAGCUGGGGGACAGCUGGAUCGUGCCUCUCGACACGCUAAUGAAGGAGGACCUGGAGGAAGAGGAGGACACGCAUCUAUAGGAUGCAGAACUCGAUCAAGCAGACAACCAACCACCAACCCCCCCAAAAGAAGCCCACAAUUCCUACACGCACGCACACACACAACUCCAAAACAAGGCGGAAUUCCCAAUAAACCUCAUAAAAAUCCACUCAUGAACUCAUCAUGGCCCCUUGUGCCAUGGAAGAAGAAGGGACACGAGAAGACACCUCUGGGGCGCAUCAUCAACACAAGCCACUGUGGUGGCCACAUCUGGACAAGCAUCUCCAUCACCUGUGGGUGCUCAGCAGGACCUCCCACACCAGGCAUGGGCUCACGGGGUGGCUUUGCUCCAGGAGAGCUGCUGGUGUCUCCUCCAAGCGUGUCCCCUCCCAUCCCAUGUCCAACCACACCAACUGCAUCCUCCAGCUACCGAAUCACUCAGAGAUGAAGAGAAAUAGAUGUCAAUAGGGUGGGAGAGGGAGCACAUGUCCCAAGAGCAAGUAGAGCUAGGCAGUCCUCCAGCCCAUGCCUCUUAGUUGUCACUUUGCCCUCCCAACACCCGGGUAUCGAGU
Messenger RNA from Pezoporus flaviventris, 2384 nucleotides. RefSeq names its product podocalyxin like (gene PODXL). Gene Ontology annotation, biological process: cell migration; positive regulation of cell-cell adhesion mediated by integrin; regulation of microvillus assembly. The transcript is spliced from 9 exons. The coding region runs from base 84 to 1853 and encodes 589 amino acids. Lineage: Eukaryota; Metazoa; Chordata; Aves; Psittaciformes; Psittacidae. Gene Ontology annotation, cellular component: apical plasma membrane; microvillus membrane. The record is from RefSeq and is a predicted model, not a curated record.